CCACAAGACGCCAUGAAGGAUUUGCACCUGUCCCGGCUGAGUCGGGGGUGUGGCCGAUUUGUGGCGUCGAAAGGAAGCGAGGGGAGACGCGGGGGACGGGUGGACGUCUGCUUCACACCGCAGGAUUUCCACACCUGGAAGUCCCAGGACUCCCUGCUGCGUCUAUCCAACAGCGGGCGUCUGCUGACGGAGGCCGAGUCGGCCCUUCCAAAGACCUACAGCACCCGAAGGGGGCAGCUUCUGCUCUACUCCCAGAACUCGGCUUCUUUGGAGAGCAGUUGUCCCUCAGAGACCAGAGACAGGAAGCGGAGGGUCGUCCGCCGCCACACUCAAAAAGUGGAAGGGCCGCUGAGUGGCGCCACGGAGCUAUCGGCUGCCAUUUUGAGCCACAGCAACACUCGGUUCACCACCUCCAGACCGGGCCCACACGUCUUUCCUCCUCUUGGCCCCCCCCUUGCUCCGGACCUCCGUCGUCCCAGUCCUGCAUCGGCCACGACUCGAGAGCAGUCCAGUCCAGGGUUCCCGGCACAUUUGACCCUCCAGCGGCUUCCCGCGGAGAGACGCUCUGCACGGACGGAGAAUCUCCCUGAAGAGCCUCCUCCAGUGGGAGAGUCGGGUCGGGUUGCGGGGCGGAGAGGCCCGGGCAAACAGAACCUCCAGGAUCCCCGUGAGCCCAGCCGCGCUAACGGAGGCGCGGUCAGGGGCGUUCUGCCUCUGGAGCUCAGAGAUCUACAGAACGAGGCCUCCCUCUUGGGUCCUGACGGGGAGAUCAUACAGCUCUCGCUGCUCGGCCACGGCCAGGACCCCCCUCCCACAGAGGGGGACGCAAAGGAGCCAGAUCUGUGGGUUUGGUCUACUGAAGGAGAGAAGUCACCAUUGGUCAUUGUGCUGCAGCCCGAACACACACAUACAGUGACCGAGAAAAAGACACAUGGUGCAGAAAUAAAUGGAAAGGACGCUGAAAACUUCAUUGGGACGCAGCAGGAAGGGAGGGAGGAGCCAACAUUCCUUUCAAAGAAUGUGUCAGGUGUGCGAAGGACACACCAGAAACAGAAGAGGAGAGACAAGGAAGGGGGAAAAGGAGAAGAGAAGACAAUUGAGGAGAGGGACGAGCGAGGGGAAGAGGGGAGGAGAAGGAGGAGAGGAGGCCUGAAACACAAGGAGUCAGUGGCUGGUAACCCAGAGGACCCUCUAAAGGAAGAGGAGGUGCAAAUCAGCCAGGAUAUGCACCCAGGGUCUCACGUGACGAUCGAGAAAAGGCCCUCGGCAACACCGAGUCCCAACCACGAUGCAACAACAGAUGCACAGGAGGAGGACACGGAGCAUCUUUCCACCGCCCAAUCCGAGACGAGCUCAAGGAGGUCGGAGGUCGCCAGGAGGACUCGGCAGGAGGAAGAGGAGGCUGCAGCUCAGCGUCUGGCCCACAGAACACAGAGAAAGAGGCAGGAGGUGGUGAGGAAGAGGAGGGAGCGGGAGGAAGAGCAGAGGAAGCAGCAGGAGAGGAAGGAGGCCGAGGAAAAGGUUAAGAGCGAGGAGGAGGAGAGGAGGAGCAGGGCUGAGGAUUUCAGGCUGAUGAAGCUGGCGGAGGAGGAGGAGGAGAGGUGGAAGUGCGAGGAGGAGGAGGAGCAGGCGCAGAGAGAAGGAGAGAGGAGAAGGCAGGAGGAGAUGAGGCGUCAGAUGGAGCGUCUCCAGAAGAUGAAGGAGGAUGAAGAACAGAGGAGUGAAGCUGAAUGCCAGCGCCCGGAAGAGGAGAGGAGGCAGGAGGAGGACAAAAAGAAGCUCCAGGAGAUGGAUGAGGGCGAGCGGAUGGAGUACCUCUGCAGGAAGGAGCAGGAAGAGGAAAAGAGGAGGAACAGACAGGAGGAGCGUAAGAGGAGAGAGGAGGCCGGGCCACAGGUGGAGCUUCUUUCCAGACAGACAGCGCUGCUGCAGCAGCCGUCUGCCUUUAAGAGGGGUCUUGUGUUAGAGGCCGGGCGUCUUGAGAAAACACAGUGUAUCUCCAGACCGUGGAUCUUCUCCUAUUUCCCUUUGUGACAGCUACUGGG
Molecule: messenger RNA, 2045 nt
Organism: Pungitius pungitius (ninespine stickleback)
Lineage: Eukaryota; Metazoa; Chordata; Actinopteri; Perciformes; Gasterosteidae
Exons: 13
Coding region: 13-2034 (673 amino acids)
Source: RefSeq, a predicted model, not a curated record